Molecule: messenger RNA, 8029 nt
Organism: Brienomyrus brachyistius
Lineage: Eukaryota; Metazoa; Chordata; Actinopteri; Osteoglossiformes; Mormyridae
Gene: slc39a10
Product: solute carrier family 39 member 10
Exons: 10
Coding region: 3576-5954 (792 amino acids)
Biological process (GO): zinc ion import across plasma membrane; positive regulation of B cell receptor signaling pathway; intracellular zinc ion homeostasis
Cellular component (GO): membrane
Molecular function (GO): zinc ion transmembrane transporter activity
Source: RefSeq, a predicted model, not a curated record
AUAGUCAGAUGGGUAGUGUACAACUGGAAGAUAUCCAGUACUGUUGCUGCUCUCCCAAGGAAUGGAUGUCCUUCAAAGAUCAGUGCAAAGGUGCAUCGUGGAGUCCUCUAACAAGUGACAAAGAGCCCUAGAGUUACAGCCAAGGGUCUCUGGAGGCUCCCCUAGCACUUAAUAAUACCAGUUCAUGAGCCUCCCAUUAGCAAAACACUGAGGGGAAAAAAGCUGUACCCAUGGGAGGUUACCCAGAAAAGUGUGCUGUAGACUGGAUGUUCCCCAGCAGUGAACGGAUGAGGCAACAGUUGAACUUUUUGGUAAAUGUACACCAUGGUAUGUCUCAUAUGAUAUGUCUCAUGUAGAGAGGGAAAUGCUUGCCAAAUGUUGUGCCAGCUGUAGAGCCUCGUGGAGAGAAUGUAAUUGUGCUGAACUGCUUUGCUGCCUCGGGGUCUGGAAGACUUCUGCUCAUUGAUAGGCCAACAGAUCCCAAUUUUUGUCUGGGAAUGUCAGGGUGUCUGGUCAUGCAUCAUUAUAAGAUUGGGUCGAACUGAAGACCAUUCAUGUUUCUGAAUGACCAAGUUAGUCCUGGCGUCUGUCCCACCCUAAUGUUGAGAAGUGAUAAGAAGCAGGUGGUUCAAGGAUGAUAUCCCAAAAAUGUACAGUAUCAGUCAAAAUUUGGAUGCACCUGCUUUUAAUGCGCAUCUCUCUUUCAGCUAUGUUGUUCACCUUAUACUGCAGGGCUUUGAGGCAAUGAAGUAAUGCAUAUCAAAGGUUGCAACAUGGAGGAGUGUUCAACAUCUCAACGUUUCUUCGAAUUCUUCAAAAUAACCCCCUUUUGCCUCAGUAGAGUAGACUGUGUUGGCAUUCUUUCAACCAGCUUCCAGAUGUAGCCACCUGGAAUUCUUCUCCUACAGUCCUGAAGGAGUUUCCAUAAGUUCUGGGCACAAGUUGGAUACCUUCCUUUUACUCUUUGAUCCAAUUCAUCCCAAACCAGCUCUAUAGGGUUUAGGUCGGGGGAUUGUAGGGGGCCAGGUCAUCUGUCACAGCACUUCAUCUCUUUCCUAGUUCACAUGAUAUAGUACUUACAGAACAUUGAGAUGUGUAGUAGGUGUGCCCAAACUUUUGACUGGUACCUGAACUGAAAUAAUGUUAUGUUGAGGAAUGGGCAGAACUUUAACCACUGUACAGCUCUGAUCAGCAGCUUCCAAAAGUCUCUGGUUGAGUUUAUUGCCAAUCAGAAUUUCCACUGGUUACCAGAUACCUGUAUGAGUGUUUGCAUGCUUUCUUUAUAGAUUAUUAUGUCUUGCAUGAAAUUCAAGUCUCAUUAUCUGGAGCAUUCAUGAAGAAAACUAGAUAAUUGCACAGGUUGUUCAAACAUUUUCACACCCAUUUGUAGUAAUUGUCACUUGAUAAUGGUUAUGUUAGUGGGCGUGGCUGCCACAGAGAGUUUACGUGCACAGGGGAAGUUCUGACCUUCGAACCCACUCUCAGAUUAGUACUGUUUCGCAGCUUACAAGCCACUAUCAAAAAUUUUACCUACUUACGAGUGGAACAUCAUCUGCUGCCCACUUGCAUUUCUCUACAGUCUAACCUUAAAUAGCCGCACUGCAGAAGACAGAGGUAUGUUUAUGGAAGUUUUAUUUUGGAAUGGAGACCGCAGAUUGUGACGAGAACUUGCUCUGAGCGGACCGGCAGGGCCGGCUACCCGUAUGGUUUCGGCCAGCUGUGUCUGUUAUUUCUGAUCUGCCUGUGACCUCGUAAGCAGAAUGAGUUUGUGGGUGGUAGAAACACGUAAACAAGAAUUGGCUUGAGCCGUGUUUCUAUAGUGAAAAUGAGCCCUAUAACGGUAACUGUAGCUCAUUUGGCAGCUAAUGAUGUUGCUUUUUGUGAUCUCUGAGCACGAUCGACUUCUCCUGACUCCUGGGACCUUCUGGACAAAGCCGGCCAUUGUGAGCACUGUCUAAUUCGACCUUCCUCAUAGGCCAGUUUCAGACAGCCGCCUGGUAAACCAUGUGAUGCAGCCGAUCCAGUCCUAGUGGUCAGGUGGCUGUACUACAGCAUGGUGGUGAUGUACCCACAGUCUGUCCUUCAGGUGCUCUUGUCAUGAGAGUGCAGUUAGACAGGUUUUUUUUUUUUUUAAGUUAUGCAGUGGUAUGCAUUUAAAUGAUCCGCAUCAAAGUCGUUGUGACAUUGGAAAAAAGAAUUGCCUGAGCAUAUAAAUUGUGAGAAAUAAUUUUUGCAUGAGUUUUUUUAUAUAGUUCACUAAUUACUGUUUUGGGCUUAAUAUUUAUAUAGUGGUGCUUCGUUGCUGACAAGCUUUUGGCUGCGAAAUAGAGAAAUUUCGAAAUGCUUUUGGUCAAAGUAAACGACACUGUUCGAGUCAUUUACACUCACCGGCAGUGGUGUGGCCCUACGCCAUCAUGUCACAAAGCUGGGAAGAGGCAGGAGGCAGGGAGGGGGAUUUCUCUGGGAAUGGCAGCGUGUGUAGGGUGAGGGACAGUCUAGAAGCAUUUUAUUUUAUGGAUGGUUACCUACAGGUUACCCCUGUAUUAUCACCUGACCUCUCACUACCCCCACAUGCUCCGGCUUUGUAAUCUGCCCCGCCUUUCAUCAACUGCCAGUGCACUAAUUAAUAAAGAUUUAAUGGUGCAUUCCAUUUUAACUGGGAAGUCGAAAUUUCAGAGUUCAUAGUCAGAAGUUUCAACUGAAAUGCCCCCUGAAGUCUGAAUUCGGACUAGGUAAACUCGGAGGAACCUCUGCAUCAACAGAAGUGAAAGCUGUAAUUAUUUACUAUUUAUUAGCACUUAUGUCCUGUUUGUGUCUCAAUUGUACACAAAGUACUGUCCAACCUCUGUGAAUAUGUUGCUGUGGUAUUUGUAUGCACAAAAUACCAUGCAAUGUGUCAUGAACUGCUAUUGCUAACAAUGGGUAACAAUGGCUAGAACUAGUAUUGCUGAGUGACUUUCUGACUUGUUGUAUUGGAACGUGGUAACUUGGGAGUGACAUCAUUCCCAGCUCAGAGGUAAGUCCUCUUGAGUCAUGCUUUGGUCGCCCUGGUGUCCGGGUACCCCAUGAUGAACUGACACAGGCAGUCCACACUUUCUGAGUAAGUAAGGGGUAGAAAAGGCAAUGUGUGAUUGAAAGAGCCACUGUGAUGUGCAGCCCUGCUGAUAAACAGGUCCGUUGUGGGCUGGCUGCCUUCUUGCUAAUAAUUCAGCCUUUUGCCAACGACGAAAAGCAGCUAUGUUAAAAUUAUCGUCACAUGAUAAUUCCAGAAAAUAUAGGUUAUUUUUGUUAUAGGUAUUUUUUUGGGGGAUCUCUCUGGAAGUGUAGCGACUCCAACAAAGAGCAUAUUGAUGCCAGACAGGGAGCCAUUUGUGUGGAUGAGAGAUGUGGAAGGAGGGUGAGGAAAGGCUAGAUUUUGUUUGUCAGAGGUCAAAGUUCACGCAUUCAAGUUUAUAAACUGAGUAGUUUGGAGCUCCGAAGAUUAGCCUGAAAUUGAGCAAUGUGUGAAAGCCAAGCGUGGGGCACUGCGACGGAAAAGUACUGUGCGAUUUGAAGUGCCCAGCAGUCUGGACGUCAUGAAGGUCUGCCUGCUCUGUCUGCUUACCGUCCUGCUGCAGCAGGGCUCCCCCAGCCGCGUCCACAAGAGCCAAGCCCACCACGGGCACUCCCAUGGCACACACAUCCACGAUAGCCUGCGGAUGUCCCAGACAGGGACAGCCAGCGGGCAUCCCCACCAGGGCUUGGGCCCCAGUGAGGCUGUCAAUGAGCAGAACUUCUACAUCCAGCAACUCUUCAUUCGCUAUGGAAAUCAGGACCGGUUGGACUUCAACGGUUUUCAGAGCCUGCUGCUGAGCCUGGGGCUGGGCCAGGUCCGGCUGCUGGGCCUGGAACACGAGAACCUGGGGCACGAUCAUGUAGCCCAUCUGGACAUGCUGGAUGUCCAGGAGGGCCUCCACACCCACAGCCCGCAAAAUCAUGUGCACUCCCUGCCACGCUCUGAGCCAGAGCACAACCGCACUACAACUCAGCCCCCCCCUUGCAGGCCCGGAGAAGCGAGGGCCACCGAAAGCCCAGGAGCCUCAUCGGGAGAACAUCAUGGUACACAUGUAAAUGACGGAGAUCAGAGGAGCGAUGAGCGAAAAGAGCCAGAACGGCACCCGCAUCACCACAGGCACCUUGGGGAGCAGCAGGAGCUGGAGGGAGCAGGACUGCAGCCAUCUGCUGUGCCCCCGGGCACCCAGAGCGGGAAGCCCAAGAAGCCCAACAAGAACAAGGAGCCUCGCAGCAAAGCCGGGGGCCACGGGAAUCGGGAACACGACCACAAGCAAAGACGUCAGCAUGACCCCAAACAUAACCCAGACCAAGCUCAUGACCACGAGCACAAGCACGAUCACGAACCCAGCCAUGAACCUAGCCAAGACAGAGACCACAUCCAAGACCAUGACCAUGACAGCGACCCCAGCCAAGACCAAGGCCAAGACAGUCGCCGUGACGCAGAUCUUGUCAAUAACAAUAAUGGGCAAAACAAACGCCACCUUAGCAAGCGGUCAGCCCCUGUCAGGAGCACUGAGGCCAUCCAUAAUGAAGACGUCACACACCAGCAUGAGGAGUGCCUCAACCUCACGCAGCUGCUGCACUACUACGGCCUGAGCCCCGACGCGCUCAUCUCCCCUACCCAGUUCUCCUACCUGUGCCCGGCGCUGCUCUACCAGAUUGACAGCCGUGUCUGUAUCAGGCACUACCACCAGGUGGAGCUCCAGCCCUCGGACCUGCAGCCGGCCUUCUCAGUGUGGACGUGGCUCUGGGGCUUUGUCUCCAUCACCAUCAUCAGCCUUCUCUCUCUGCUGGGCGUGCUUCUGGUGCCCAUCAUCAAGCAAUCCUGCUUCAAGUUCCUGCUCACCUUCCUGGUGGCGCUGGCGGUGGGCACUCUGAGCGGCGAUGCGCUGCUCCACCUGCUGCCGCAUUCCCAGGGGGAGCACGACCACAGCAGCUCGGAGGAGGGGGAGGAGGAGGCCGACCUCGCUACGACGUUUGACGGGGUGUGGAAAGGCCUAACCGCGCUGGCCGGGAUCUAUCUUCUCUUCAUCAUUGAGCACUGCAUCGGCAUGUUCAAGCACUACAGGGACCAGCAGGAGAGCUGGUGCAGCUCCAGCAGGAAGCAGGAGGAGGCCAAGAUUGGGCGAAAGCUGUCAGACCAUCAGAUGAACCGGCGCUCCGACGUGGAGUUGAUGCAUCUGAAGCCGCUGCCUGCUGCCGGGGCUGACAGCUCUGCAUCAUCACUGGUGGACUCGCAGAGCAACCCCAAGUCCUCCAGCCCCCAGGAGGAGUCGUCUUCUGUCCGCGAGAGCACCCAGAAAGCCAAGGCUAAGAUGCAUGGCCACGCCCACAGCCACUCCCAUGGCCACGGCCACGCCCACCACAGCCACUGCCACUCGGACCAGGAAAUGAAGGAUGCUGGCAUAGCGAGCAUCGCCUGGAUGGUCAUCAUGGGCGACGGCAUGCACAACUUCAGCGACGGGCUGGCCAUAGGGGCCGCGUUCAGCGCUAAUGUGACCGGCGGUAUCAGCACUUCCGUAGCUGUGUUCUGCCAUGAGCUGCCUCACGAGCUGGGGGACUUUGCUGUGCUGCUGAAGGCCGGCAUGUCCGUGAAGCAGGCCAUCGUCUACAACCUGCUCUCGGCCCUCAUGGCCUACGUGGGCAUGCUGAUCGGCACAGCCGUCGGCCAGUACACCCAUAAUGUCACCAGCUGGAUCUUUGCCAUCACCGCUGGAAUGUUCCUGUAUGUGGCCCUGGUGGACAUGCUCCCGGAGAUGCUCCAUGGCGACAGCGAGGACCACAAGCGCUGCCAGAUGGGCCACUUCCUGCUGCAGAACCUGGGCAUGUUGAGUGGCUUUGCCAUCAUGCUGCUCAUCGCCAUAUUUGAGGAGCGCAUCGUGCUGGACUUCGGCCUUUAGAUGCGAACUGCCCAACCGCAGUCAUUCCUGCUUCAUCGAGUGGGGUGAGCUCAGCUUUCCAUUCCCAUAAGUCUGGGUACGUGCUCACAGCCCACCAUAACGUCCUCAUGGUCCAGGUUAACCUCUCAAAAGAUACCUCAGAAGAGGUCUUCAUUUGAACCCAUCUCUCCCAGCAUCAACCAGCCUGAGGCAGUUUCUUGGACAAUUAGAGACUUCCGAAUGUCAGCCAGGAAAUUCUCCUGUUGCGCACUUGAAUAUAACAAAGAAGCGAUCAGACGUUGGUGUUUGUUUUCAUUGUAACAGGAAAGCUGCCUUUUAUUCCUAAAGCUUUCUCCCAAUCCGCGGGGCACGUCCAUUUCAGGCUCCAUGAGCACAAACCCAGCAAGCCAGCGACAGCCGAAGUCUUACGUCUGUGUACUUGUGCUAUGUGUGACCGUCGUGUACCUGUGCUGUGUCACGUCCCAUGAUUGUGAAGUCAUUGUGUAACAUCAAGUUUGCAGGACCACAAUGCUGAGCAAGUCAUUCGUGGGCUUAAUUUUUUAUUUUUUAUUUUUUGGGGGGGGGGGGGGGGGCUAAAUAGGCCCAUUCUUUGGUAUCUGUUUUUCACUGUGAAGUUUGUUGUACCGUCAAGAAACAUCACGACUCCUGUGCUUCCACCGGUUGACUCAAGAAGGUUUGCAGAUGUGCUCAUCCUCAUUGGAGCAGUGAAAUGCAUGUCAGUGUUAAAAGAACGACCCGUUAACAAGUCCUGCAUCCUGACCCGAGAGGUCUGAUUUCUCUGACUUUGUCCAUGUUUGAUGUUGCCAUUAGUGUUGAGAGACGAUGAAUUAGAGGAAUGAAGGAAUGACCUGGAAAAAUGACCGGUUUCUGUUUUGCUACCUGAUUGUUGUGCUCUGUAGUCUAAUCACUGAUCAACUUAAAAAGCAUCUGCUUCGUCUAAAUUAAGUCAAAGGAAUAGUCUUAUUUUUCAUUUUUCAUCGUCAGGUGUCUGGCACAAACAUGUUUUAGUUCGAGUCAUUUAUAUGAGGGUUUAUGCAAAAGCAUCUUUGCUCGUCGUCGUCUUGUGUAAUAAUGUCGGAAACUUGAUUUAGGAAGUAAUUUUUUCUGCCUUUUAACAGGUAUUGCGCUUACACACACUCUUGGUGUUUUAAAAUGUUGCCCUUGAUCUGUCGAAGGACAGCAGAACGGAUUCACUGUGGUGUAAUGAUGUUUGCCGUGGUACAGGUGUAGGACACGCUUCUGUCAUACUACACAGAAGUCAUACGGCUCGCUUUGACUGUGUGCUGAGAUCCUCAUCUGUGUCGGCCAGCUGAUCCACUUACCCAAGUCUUAACCAGGUCUCUCUUAAGCCAGUGACCUAGAGACAUUGAAGGCCUCGCCCCGUCAAGCUCUCGAGGCCUGCUGUGGAUCAUCCUUAUAAAUGACCUCUGUAGAUAUCUGUGUCCUCCAUCGAGUCGUACCGCACAGCACGCGAGCCUUUCUGCAGUCUGUACUUCUAAAUGCGUCGUGACUUCUACAGAUCGGAAUACGGCGAACCGUUCAGGAUCUGAUUUCACACCGAGUUUGUUCCUCGCCGUACCCAACGGUUGGCUCACCGAGGAUAUGCAGUAAGCACAAACUAAAUGGGCAGAGAGGUGGAGAGCACAUCCAUGCCACAUUAAAUACUGAGAGUAUUUAUUUCAGUGUGCCGGAACAGGUGUAUUAACACUCAGUGUCAACACUGCCAGUAGCAAGGAGGCAGGAAUUCGACUAACCAGAGAGCUCCAGAGCACUGCACACUGUGUGUGACGACAUCAUUUUCAAAACUUUGUUCUAUAUUACGGACAGAUGAUUGCACUGUUAUGCUGAUUUAUACAGAUGGUGUUUUGCUUCCACAUCCCAAAAAAUGCCAUCCGCUACAAAAGAAGAUCUCUUCUUAAUUCCAAAUGGCGAAAUUUUGUACUAGUUUAUUUUGCAUAAUUUUCAUAAACCAGAAAAUCUAAAUGUAUUCACUGACAUCUUCGCUAGUCCUCUAUUGUAUAUUUCCCAGUCAAGACAGAACAAUAAAAUUAUACCAAAAAAAUGUGGUGCUGUUU